CACUCUACACCUUCCGCAGCAAAAAAAAAAAAAAAAAAAGCAAUGGGUAGCUCACAAAGCCAGCCCGUCACUCCAGUGCCGAGCAAUCUGUCGCCGACCAGCAACAUGCCGACCAUCCCGGACUCGCCCUGCCCAGCCGCACUCCGGGCGCUUCUCGUGACGGCCUACUCGAGAUUCUCGCACGGCGCGGUGCUGCUCGACUGGGACCACAGCAAGCACCUCGACUAUGUCGCACAUGCACCCUCAGCGACCACCACCACCACUCCUGAGGCAACUGCGACUGCUACGACGACGACGACGACGACGACGACGUCAGCGGAUGCAUCUGCUCAAGAAAACCCAGACUCGUUCGCGAACGAGUUCAAGGCUGACGUCGAUGGAACAUUUGCCCGCAAGUUGUACCAAGCGAUGGGCGCCGUUUUGGGACCGCAGGUCGUGGCGCCGGCCAUGCUGAGCAUUCGCGAAUACGCCGUUCUCCGCUUGCAAACCGUGCUCAGCGAAAAGGAGGAGGCGCGUGGCAACAUUGAGGCCGAAACACGACUGGCCAACAUGGCAGACACCAUCUCGGAAGUGGUGGCGCGCUUGCCGGAAGACGGCCAUCCCCAUCGCCGCUUGGACAAGCCCUACGAGUUUUGGACGCCCAUCAUUGCCAUUGAAUUUGUGGAAGCACUCGGCCACGCCCUCUCCCAAGACGUCGAAGUUGCCUCCACGUUCUUUUUCAAGCUGUUCAUGGAUGGUCGCUCCGAGGCGACUCGCGAAGAAAUGUUUAGCAUGUUUGACUGGCUGCUGACGCACGCCUUCCUGCCCGUCAAUCAAGUCCCGGAAGCACCUCUCGCCAAUCCUUCGGCUGCCACCCCGUCUCAGCGCUGGUCCUUUUUGGUGGACAGUCUGUGGCGCUUUGUCGAUCGCGCUUCGGCGGCCGAGGGCAACUUUGACCCGGCGCAAGACAAGGUCGAGCUUGUUCGCUUUGUCCAGUGGACGCUUCACAACGGCGCUCGCUGGUUUGCUCGGCUGCAACGCUGGCUGGCGUUCCAGGUGUUGGGCCCUCAGCAAGCGCACGCCAUGGAGGUGCGAGGCGCAGAGCGCUACAUUACGCCGCUGGCACAGACCAAGCAGGCCGGGACGAUGGCUCGAGCAGCUCGUCACGAACUCUCCCUCUUUCCCUGUCCAUUGCCGCCCUCGUUUAUCAUGCCGUCAGUCAGCACCCAGACUGAUGGCAAGCAAAACACCCAUCCUCUGACGCUCGAACACCGUUGGAUGCUGGCUUGCAGCCUCCCACCCAUCUACUUUGGCGCCGGCGUCGACACCCGUCCCGCCGUCGCUACGCGAGCCGCAGACCAUGCCUCUGCUGCUGCUGCUGCUGGUGGUGGUGGUGGUGGUGCUGCUGCUGCUCCGGGUCCCAUCACCGCCACCCUUUCGCUCGAUCAAAUCAAGGCCAUGGCCGAGGACGACGAGGAAGCCCUGCGCCGUUUGCUGCAGCAGCAGUUGCAACAAAUCAAGCAGCAAGAGCUCGAGCAGCAACGCAAGGACAAGGUGGAGCUGGACGCGGCCAUUGAGCGCGAAAAGAACAAUUACGAACAGUCCUUUGAAUGGAAGCGCUUGUACGACAGCGAACUCAACGGCGUCAGCAUGAACCGACUCCACCACCAUGUCACGGGUUACACCAGUCCCACCCUGACCAUUGUCUACUUGACGAGCGGGGAAACGAUCGCGAUCGCGACCGACGCCGAGUGGCAGGACGCUGCGUCCGGCUGGGGCGGCGAAAAGGUUCGUUUCGUCGAGUUGCUUCCUCAGGCGCACGUGUGCUGCGCCUGGCCAGCAACGAAAAAGGUGGCAACGGGCCAGCCCAAGAACACGUCGCCCGCUGGAAGCGUCUACUUUAAUGACAAGUUCAGGGGCCAACGCCAUGGGUUUGGCCUCGGCUUUCCCGUGCAGACGGGCGCCGGCUCGACAGUGUCGUCCGUCGCCACGGGCUUUGUCGCUUGGGUGCAGGAGGACUUGCGCACCGCGUCGAGGAGGUACCCAUGCAUGAUGUGCUACGGCCCGUCCAUGCUCGCCAAGGGCGAGACCUCGCAUCGGGUGGAGCGCAUCGAGAUUUGGGGCUGCGGCGGCAAGAAGGCAGACCGCGAGCAGGCCGUGCUCAAGGCGUGGAUUCAGAGCGAAAUUGAACGCCGUCGCGCAGUGCCCAUGCCCGGCAAGUGGGAGGAAAAUGUCGACAAGCUCUUGCUUGAGAUGGUGGACGCCAAGGCGACCGCGCACAACUCGGAUCAGCAACAGCAGCAGUAGUAGUAGUAGUGGUAGACGGAGUUGGAGCGAGUUGAAGAUGGAUGUUGUGGGGGUGUUGUUUUUGUUGGAGGGUGUAGUUGUUUGAAAAAAAAAAAAACAAAAAAAAAAAACAACAAA
Molecule: messenger RNA, 2403 nt
Organism: Capsaspora owczarzaki ATCC 30864
Lineage: Eukaryota; Filasterea; Ministeriida; Capsasporidae
Exons: 4
Coding region: 43-2286 (747 amino acids)
Source: RefSeq, a predicted model, not a curated record